Messenger RNA from Pseudozyma flocculosa PF-1, 1275 nucleotides. RefSeq lists its product as uncharacterized. Lineage: Eukaryota; Fungi; Basidiomycota; Ustilaginomycetes; Ustilaginales; Ustilaginaceae. The coding region runs from base 1 to 1275 and encodes 424 amino acids. The transcript has a single exon. The record is from RefSeq and is a predicted model, not a curated record.
AUGAGCAGCGUCAACGUCUUCCUGCUAGCCACCACCCUCGGCCUCGCCUACGCCCUCUACCAGAAGUCCAAGCCGAGCUCUUCGAGCGGCGCCGCGGAAAAGGUGGCCGGCGGGAGCGGUGCGGGCGCCAAGAAGAACAAGAAGAAGAAAAAGGCCGGCGCAUCCUCGACGGCGGCGGGAUCGGGUCAAGACGAGGCGGCGGCGGCGGCAUCGUCCGAGGCCAAGCCCAAGCAGCAGCAGCAGCAGCAGCAGCAGCAGCAGCAGCAGCAGCAGCAGAAUGGUCACGCCAAUGCUAGCGCCGCUGCAGCUGCCCCUGCUGCCAAUGGCCAGGCCAAUGGCGCGGGUUCCGCAAAAAAGGGCGGCAAGAAGGCUAACAAGGCCCAGCAGCAGCAGCAGCAGCAGAAGCAGCCGCCAGCAAACGGCACGCUGAAGACGGGGUCGCCCUCGACCGCAGAAGAGGAGACGACGGACGACGAUGCAGACAACAACACCGGCAACAAGGAGGCCGCGGCGACGCAGGGCAGCGCCAAGGCGACGGCGGCGUGGACCAACGACGGCCUGCGCAAGAAGCUGCAGGCGGGCACCGAGGCCUUGCACGCGCAGCUCGACGACAUGCGCGACGAGGACGUCGACCCGACGCCGCAGUACACGCACGUCGCGCGCAUCCCAGCCCCGGCGGCCCGGGAGCCCCGCACCGUGCGGCUCACCCAGGCCGACCGCGAGGACGGCUGGGAGUCGGUCUCCGGUAGCGGCGCCGCUCGGUCGCGCUCCGUCCAGCCUCGAGCCGGAGGAGGAGGAGGAGCGGGAGGAGCGGCGAGCGGCGGCAACAGCUUUGCCUCGAUCGCAUCCAACAACCCCUUCGCCGCGCUACCGAACGAGGUCAGCACCGCCAAGGUCAAGUCGCUCCCUUCGUCUUCGUCCGGCAACGUUUCGACGACGAGCCGACCAGCCGUAUCAUCCUGGACCACGGCGGGAUCCUCGUCCAAAUCUCGCGGAUCAUCGUCAUCGGCCGCCGCCGCUGCCGCCGAGGCUUCGAAAAAGCAGCGUCAGAAUGCCGCCAAGAAUGCGGCCAAGCGAGCCGCAAAGGAGGAGGAGGAGCGGCUGCGCCUCGAAAAGCUCGCGCGGUACCGCAAGGAGCAGGAAAAGGAAAAGAUCCGGAACCUCCCGCUCCCCUCGUCGGGCGCGGGCAGCAGAAGAACUACGACGACGACGAGCGCAAAGGUGCCCACGGCCAAGGCGUCGGUCAGCGAGACGGGUGCGCUCAUCUGGGACUGA